Prunus dulcis (almond) is the source of this 3150-nucleotide messenger RNA. Its product is annotated as putative calcium-transporting ATPase 13, plasma membrane-type. Bases 63 to 3104 code for a protein of 1013 amino acids. Gene Ontology annotation, biological process: calcium ion transmembrane transport. The transcript has a single exon. Gene Ontology annotation, molecular function: P-type calcium transporter activity; ATP binding; ATP hydrolysis activity. The record is from RefSeq and is a predicted model, not a curated record. Gene Ontology annotation, cellular component: intracellular membrane-bounded organelle; membrane. NCBI's taxonomy places the organism in Eukaryota, Viridiplantae, Streptophyta, Magnoliopsida, Rosales, Rosaceae.
GGCUAAACUUUAGUUUGCUUUCCUGUUUAUUGAUCUUCAUCAACUCGCAGUUGUCCAUUGCCAUGUCUCGGAGGUCACGAAAACCCGCUGAACAGGCUUUUAAUGCUGAAGAACGUGCACCAACAGAACCGAAAACGCACAAGCAGAGGUGGAGGUUGGCCUUGACGGUCAUAUCCUUCACCAGGGCUCUUAAUACACUUGCCAAGAAAGUAAUUUAUGACAAGGGCCAAGUACCUCGAUCCAUCUCUUACAUAUCCAUUGAUGUACCCAGCAACGAAGACGAUAGUGCAGGCGAGAGCAGUCGUUCUUUGCUUGAUCUUGAUCAGAAGGCGCUUACUGAUAUGGUGAAGGACAAGAACCUUGAUCUUUUGAGUCAAUUUGGAGGAGUUAAAGAUUUGGCUUCUACUCUUGGAACUGAUGUGAAGGGGGGAAUUGGCGGGGGAGAGGCUGAUUUGAUGCAUAGGAAAGAUGUUUUUGGAGCCAAUGUGUUUCAGAAGCCGCCUGCAAAACGCUUCAUGAGUUUUUUCAUUGAAGCAUUCAAGGACACAACCAUCAUAAUACUUCUGGUAUGUGCUAUACUCUCUCUAGGGUUUGGAAUUCAAAAGCAUGGCUUGAAAAACGGUUGGUAUGAUGGUGGUAGCAUUGUUCUUGCUGUCUUGUUAGUCGUUAUUGUCACUGCUGUCUCGAACUUCAAGCAGUCGAGGCAAUUUGAUAAGCUUUCGACCAAGAGUAGUGACAUAAGUGUUGAAAUUGUGAGAGCUGGACAACGCCGUCCCAUAUCUAUAUUUGAUAUUGUUGUGGGUGAUCUUGUUUGCCUGAAGAUUGGGGAUCAGGUUCCGGCAGAUGGGGUGUUUAUGGAAGGGCAUUCAUUGAAGGUGGACGAAUCCAGCAUGACAGGGGAAAGCGAACACAUUGAGAUCAAUAGUGGAAACCAUCCCUUUCUGUUAUCUGGCACAAAGGUGACAGAUGGGUUUGGUUUGAUGCUUGUCACCUCUGUGGGCAUGAACACAGCCUGGGGCGAGAUGAUGAGCUCAAUAAGUCGGGAUUUAGAUGAGCAGACACCUUUACAGGCACGGCUUGACAAGCUUACAUCUUAUAUUGGGAAGGUUGGUUUGGCAGUGGCUGUGCUUGUUCUUGCGGUUUCGCUGAUUCGUUAUUUCACCGGACACACCACAGAUGACAAGGGGAACAGAGAAUUCUAUGGAGGCAAGACAAAGUUCGAUGAUGUAGUGAAUUCUGCUCUGGAUAUUUUAGCUGCAGCAAUCACAAUUGUUGUUGUGGCUAUUCCUGAAGGUUUGCCCCUGGCCGUUACCUUGACUCUUGCGUAUUCAAUGAAGAAGAUGAUGAAUGACAACGCCUUGGUUCGAAGGCUCUCUGCAUGUGAGACGAUGGGAUCAGCCACAACCAUCUGCACUGACAAAACAGGCACUCUUACCAUGAAUGAGAUGAAGGUUACAGAGUUUUGGCUUGGUCCAGAAGCAAUGACAGAAGAGAAUCAGUCAGAGAUAACACAACCCAUUCUGCAAUUACUCCAUCAGGCUGUAGGCUUAAACACAACUGGCAGUGUUUGUAUACCGAAUUCUUCAUCCAUCCCUGAGAUUUCUGGUAGCCCAACUGAGAAAGCAAUACUUUCUUGGGCUGUGUUUGAUUUGGGAAUGAAUUCUGAAGAAGUGAAACAAGGCUGUCAGAUAAUCCAUGUUGAAACUUUCAAUUCGGAGAAAAAGAGAAGCGGUGUUUUGAUGAGGAGGAACGGUGAAAAGGCAACUGAAACCCACUGGAAAGGAGCAGCUGAGAUGAUACUGGCCUUGUGCUCAAAUUAUUAUGACAAGACUGGAAAAUUGAGAGCCAUCAGUGAUGAAGAAAGAUUGCAUGUUGAGUCAAUUAUUCAGAACAUGGCAGCCAAAAGCUUGCGGUGCAUUGCCUUUGCUCAUAAAAUUUCUGAAGAAGAGAAUGGCAGUCAGGGUCAUGAGAAGCUUGAAGAAAGUGGGCUGACAUUGUUGGGUCUUGUGGGUUUGAAGGAUCCGUGCAGACCUGGAGUUCGAACAGCAGUAGACGCUUGCAGAGCUGCUGGAGUGAAAAUUAAGAUGAUAACCGGUGACAAUGUGCAUACUGCAAAAGCUAUAGCUGUUGAAUGUGGGAUACUGAAACCAGAGGAGGAUCUGGAGGAUGAUGCAGUUGUAGAAGGUGUCCAAUUUCGAAAUUACUCACCUGAAGAGACAAUGGAAAGGAUCGAUAAGAUUCGCGUGAUGGCAAGAUCGUCACCAUUUGAUAAGCUAAAGAUGGUACAGUACUUGAAGCAGAAAGGCCAUGUGGUUGCAGUGACGGGAGAUGGCACGAAUGAUGCACCUGCCCUAAAGGAAGCAGAUAUUGGGCUUUCAAUGGGGAUCCAAGGCACUGAAGUUGCAAAGGAGAGCUCAGACAUUGUGAUCUUAGAUGAUAACUUCACUUCUGUGGUGACUGUUCUGCGAUGGGGCAGGUGUGUUUAUAACAAUAUUCAAAAGUUCCUUCAGUUCCAGCUCACAGUAAAUGUUGCUGCCCUUGUGAUCAACUUUGUUGCCGCUGUUUCGUCUGGCAAAGUUCCACUGACUGCUGUCCAGUUGCUGUGGGUGAACCUUAUAAUGGAUACAUUGGGGGCUUUAGCUUUGGCCACUGAACAACCAACCAACGAACUCAUGGACAAGAAACCAGUGGGUCGAACGGAGCCACUCAUAACCAGAGUCAUGUGGAGAAACCUCUUAUCUCAGGCUUUGUAUCAGAUCACCAUCUUGCUGACUCUACAGUUUAAGGGAAGAUCCAUCUUUGGCGUGGAUGAGAAGGCCAAGAAUACCCUUAUCUUCAACACUUUUGUUUUUUGCCAAGUCUUCAAUGAGUUCAAUGCCAGGAACAUGGAGAAGAAGAACAUAUUCAAGGGGUUACUCAAGAACAAGUUGUUCUUAGCAAUAAUUGGCAUCACUGCAGUUCUUCAAAUAGUGAUGGUUGAACUUCUGACGAAGUUUGCAAGUACUAAGAGGCUGAAUUGGGGGCAAUGGGGUGCUUGCAUUGGGAUUGCAGCGAUGUCUUGGCCGAUUGGUUGGCUUGUUAAGUACGUUCCUGUUUCUGGAUAGCAGGUUCCAAGGCAUAUAAUUCCUGAAAAAUUGUCAAACAGAUAGA